Molecule: messenger RNA, 1125 nt
Organism: Lithohypha guttulata
Lineage: Eukaryota; Fungi; Ascomycota; Eurotiomycetes; Chaetothyriales; Trichomeriaceae
Exons: 1
Coding region: 1-1125 (374 amino acids)
Source: RefSeq, a predicted model, not a curated record
AUGUCGUUCCAGGGCGUCCAUCUUUGCGGUUCCCUCCCCUUCGAGUCAGCACAAGAGAGCUUCGAGCAGAUUGGCAGCGCACUUGGUGACUAUCUGUACCGCCUGCCGGACGGCGAGACCAACGAUGGUCGGCAAAUAUGGCUAUUGUGUCAAUCUGGACUUUUCGAAGGCGGUAGACCUGAGCUGAUGCAUCCUGACCUGAAAGUUAUGUUUUCACACCUAGCGACAAAAGGCGCUUCUGAUAAGGCGGCCCAGGCAGAGCAAGCUCUAGACUAUGAAGCUAUACUUCAGGACUUUCAGCCAAAUUACGAUACUUGGGCGAUCGAGUCGUACAGAAUCUUCAAGCAGCUAAAAGAGUCUGGCAAACUUGCUCAACAUCUCAAAUUCCAGGUUAGCGUUCCCACACCAUUAGCUGUUGUGACUCUCCUGAUCGCUGUAAACCAUCGUUCUGCCAUUGAGCCAAUCUACACCCGUAAAUUGAGAGAGUGUAUACUUCGUAUGCAAGCUGAGAUCCCUCAUCAAGAUCUUGCAAUCCAGUGGGACUGUGCAGCGGAAAUCGCGAUGAUCGAAAAUGUUCCUGGAUAUGCUGGGAUGUUGCCAGAAUUCUUUGUCCCUCACUUCGAGAAAGGAGCUGAUGUCCAAGCAGAGGCUGUCACGCGCAUGAUCGACCUUGCAAGUUGGAUUGAUGCCGAUGUUGAGCUUGGGUACCAUCUCUGCUAUGGCGAUCUCGGACAUCAGCCAUUCAAGCAAGCGACCGAUGUCUCUGUGCUAGCGGAUGUAAUUGAGACGUUAUGCUCUAACAUCGAUCGCUCGUUGGAGUUCGUGCAUAUUCCUGUGCCACUGAACGAGGUCAAGACGUAUCUACAGCCACUGACGCCUCGAGCACUAAAGAUGCUUACAGAGAGAAAGACUCAUUUGUUUCUUGGAUUGGUGAACGGUAAUCGUGAGCAGGAGGUUCAUGAAGCUAUUGAGGUUGCACGAAAAUUAUUCGUCAAUAUACCUGCUUCUGAACAGUUAAGAUGGGGCAUCGCCAGUCAGUGCGGAAUAGGGAGAACACCAAAGGAAGAAGCGGAGGGUGUUGUGAACAUUACGAGAAGACUGGCUGAGCCUGUUGUAAUGACUUGA